AUCAGUAUUCACAUUGAACUUUCUGUAUAGACACCAAACAAGUUUAUCAGGAGCAAAUAUCGCUUGUUGUAAAUCGGGGAGAGCAAAUUGCUUGUCUGAAUUACAAAGCAAUAUAUAAUAAGUCAUUGAAUAGAAAAAACAGAUCUCGAAACCGUCUCUCUGAUUUAUUCAUCAAUCCAAAAGUUAUAUCUGUCAUCGUUUCUACGUUUGAAUUCAGUUAGUUUGUUCGAAAUUUUAGAGAAUGAGUGCAGCUGUUCAUCAAGUUCAAAAGGGCCUUGAACAGGUCUCUUUGGAAAUCCCUUACAUUCAGCACCGUAUCAAUCUUUUUGAAAAGUACAAAAAAGAAAUUGAAGAGGAGAUUGCCCAAAAGCCCAGAGAAGAGAUUGAUGUUACCCUUCCUGAUGGAAAGGUUAUAAAAGCCACCAGCUGGGAAACUACUCCUCUUGAAGUCGCUACUUCGAUUUCCAAGGGUCUUGCCGAGCGUACCGUCAUUGCUAAGGUUGACGAUAAGUUAUGGGAUAUGACUCGUCCUUUUGAAUUUUCCUGCUCCUUAAAACUUUUAGAUUUUGAAGAUCCUGAAGGAAAGCGAGUAUUUUGGCAUUCUAGUGCUCACGUCCUCGGUGAAGCUUCUGAGCUUUUCUACGGCUGCCACUUGUGCGUUGGUCCUCCUACCGACGAUGGUUUCUUCUAUGAAAUGGCUAUCGAAAAUGAACGCGUCGUCACUUCCGAAGAUUACAAAGGUUUAGAAACCUUGGCUAAACAAGCUAUCAAGCAAAAGCAGCCCUUCGAACGUUUGGUCCUUUCUAAGGAACGCCUUCUUGAAAUGUUCAGCCAUAACAAAUACAAGCAACAAAUUAUUCAAAACAAGAUUCCUGAUGGUACCAGUACUACUGUCUACCGCUGUGGUCCUCUUAUUGACUUGUGUACUGGUCCUCACGUCCCCCAUACCGGCCGUGUCAAAUCUUUCUCUGUCAUGAAGAACUCUUCUUCUUACUUUUUGGGUGAUGCUAAAAAUGACUCUCUUCAACGUGUUUAUGGCGUUAGUUUCCCAGACAACAAGCAAAUGCAAGAGUAUAAAGCCUUUUUGCAAGAAGCUGCAAAGCGGGACCACCGUAAGAUCGGUCGUGAUCAAGAGCUUUUCUUUUUCAACGAGAUUUCUCCCGGAAGCUGCUUUUUCUUGCCUCAUGGUACUCGUAUUUACAAUACUUUACAAAAUUGGAUGCGUGAACAAUAUGCUCAACGCAAUUAUCAAGAAGUCAUUACUCCCAACAUGUUCAACGUUAACCUUUGGAAGACUUCUGGCCAUUGGAACAACUAUUCCGAAAACAUGUUCUCUUUUGAUGUUGAGAAGGAGAAGUUUGCUUUGAAACCUAUGAAUUGUCCUGGUCAUUGUGUAAUUUACAAGAACCGUGAUCGUAGUUAUCGUGACCUUCCUUGGCGUGUUGCUGACUUCGGUGUUUUGCAUAGAAACGAGUUCUCUGGUGCCCUUAGUGGUCUCACCCGUGUGCGUCGUUUCCAACAAGAUGAUGCUCAUAUCUUCUGUAGACCUGAUCAAGUCAAGAGUGAAAUCGAAGGAUGUUUUGACUUUUUGCAACAUGUUUACGGUACUUUCGGCUUUACUUUCCACUUGGAAUUGUCUACUAGACCAGAAGAGAAAUUCCUUGGUGAUGUUGCUACUUGGGACCGUGCCGAAGCUCAAUUAAAGGCUGCUUUAGAUUCUUCUGGCUAUCACUGGGAAUUGAAUGCUGGUGAUGGUGCUUUCUAUGGCCCCAAGAUUGAUAUCACUGUCUUUGAUGCCUUGAAGCGUCAACAUCAAUGUGCCACUAUUCAGCUCGAUUUCCAACUCCCUGAACAAUUCAAGCUUGAAUUCCAUGCUCCUGUAAAUGCGGAAGAAGCUAAGGAAUCUGGUAAUAACAACAGCUACGUUCGUCCCGUCAUGAUUCAUCGUGCUAUUCUUGGCAGUGUCGAGCGUAUGAUGGCUAUUCUUACCGAGCAUUUUGCUGGUAAGUGGCCAUUCUGGUUGUCUCCUCGUCAGGUUUGCAUCGUUCCAGUUUCUGCUUCUGCUUACGCCUAUGCCGAUAAAGUUAACCGUGCUUUAGUCGGCGCUGGUCUUUACUCCGACGUUGACUUGUCGGAUAACACUUUACCCAAGAAGGUUCGUACUGCACAACUUUCUCAAUACAACUUUAUUUUUGUUGUCGGUGCUGAAGAAGAAAAAUCUGAAAGUGUGAAUGUUCGUAACCGGGAUGAUCCUAAGAAGCAAAGCAAGGGUGAAGUCAUCCCAGUAAAAGAAAUCCUUGAGAAAUUGCUUAAGCUGAAAGAAUCCAAAUCUCGCGUAAAUGAGUUGUAAUCUAGCUUGUCGAACUAGAUCAACUUUAUUUUGGGAAUUAGGGUUAUUUACUAAAAAUGCAAUAUUCAUAUCUUCAGUGAAAACAAGUUCUGCAUUGAAUGCUUGGAUCUCUAUCAGAACAUUGUGUAAUGUAGAAAUAACUAGAUUAAGUAUACUAAGUAUUUUGAUUUACUAGAAAGUAGGAGCGUUAUCGUUGAAUGAUUCGAUCAAACCUUCAUUAAUAGUCAUUGGCGCUCUUCGGCAGCCAAAUAGUUAGAUAUUAAUUUUUCUUUCUUUUUUCAACUAAAACAAUUACAAUUUAUUU
Schizosaccharomyces octosporus yFS286 is the source of this 2654-nucleotide messenger RNA. RefSeq names its product cytoplasmic threonine-tRNA ligase Trs1. The record is from RefSeq and is a predicted model, not a curated record. The transcript has 2 exons. The coding region runs from base 242 to 2350 and encodes 702 amino acids. Gene Ontology annotation, biological process: threonyl-tRNA aminoacylation. Lineage: Eukaryota; Fungi; Ascomycota; Schizosaccharomycetes; Schizosaccharomycetales; Schizosaccharomycetaceae. Gene Ontology annotation, cellular component: cytoplasm. Gene Ontology annotation, molecular function: ATP binding; threonine-tRNA ligase activity.